CGCACGCACUUUCUUCAUGCCCUUAGAGGAUGCUCUUGACCAAUCAUAAAAGGGAAGCUUGUCACAUGACAAGAACCGACCAAUGUUUACCAACAAAAUUGUGUCUCCUUGCAGCGGUGACACAGGGGAAUAGAAGUGGCAGAAUCAUCGAGAACAUUUGAACCGCUGCAAGUCACGCAAGCUCGAGCAUAUAAAGGCAAUGGAUAACCAUCAGCCGCAGUAUUGGAAUAUGUCUUCGACGUCGUCGCAACCUCAGAUGGACCCCGUGAAGGUGACGGUCAAGGCUUACCUGGGAGAUGAAGAGAUUCGUCGAUUUGUCAUUGAGGACCUACGAAACUUUAAAACCCUCCACGAUAGAAUCUGGGCAACCUUUCCAGCAUUGGCUACCAUGGAUUUCAUCCUUAGAUGGAAGGAUCCUGAGGGAGACUACAUUGUGAUGUCCAGUGAUGCAGAGCUGGCAGAAGCUCUGCAGAACAUGACUGAUGGCCUGUUGAGAAUUUAUGUGGACAUCCUCGCCCUGAGAUGGCCAGCUGUAGCUGGUCCCAGUACAGCAAAUCCAGCCGCAGCUGGCCUUGGCACAUUGCACGGAGCUCCAGCGCAGCGUGUUCAUGCUGGGGUUCUCUGCGAUGCUUGUGACCGGGAGAUUUGUGGAGUGCGUUACAAGUGCUUGCAGUGUGAAGACUAUGAUCUCUGUGGGUCAUGCCAUGGAAGGAAAAUGCACGAGGAGCAUGACAUGCUGAAGCUUGUCAACCCUGGCAUUCGUCCGUUGUGGGCAUUCCCUGGCUGGAAACGCCUGUGGCGCCACUGUGGCUACCCCCGAAGGGGGGGAGGAGGCGCCAGGGGCGGCCCUGCCCAAAGUGCCCGUCGCUCGCCACCUCACCACGGGCCAGACCAGAAGCAGCAGUACCAGGAGAUCUUGCGUGGCGUCGGAUACACCGUGGCCAACUUUCUUGAACCGUUUGGGAUCACAGUCGAUGUACUGAACGACAUGGCCAGCAACACUUCUCCACAAGAGCAGCCAAAGAGGGACAGUGCCACAGAACCCAUGGACAGCUCGGCGGGGCCUAGUGCUGGAAUGUCGAGUGUUGCAGAGCCGCCAAAGCCUGUUCAAGUGGAAGCCGCAGCAGCCGGCAACAGCAGUGCAACGUCUGCUGUGCUGGGAGGGCCAAUCAAGGCAUCCGAGACGAACAGCGAGGGAGCUGUGACCCAGGAGACACCCCGGGCCUCUGAGCCUGCAGUGGAAGUUGAAGUGCCGCCUGGCUGGACUUUGUUGAACGCGCUGCGGGACCCUCUUGUGGGUGAUGACAACGGCCUACCCCGUCCCAUGAGCCCAGAAGUGGUACCAGCUGCGCCGAUUCUGCCAGCUGCUCAGGCUGGAGACAACCCUGUGGACAUUGCCUUGGGCCAGAUGCUGGCCAUGGGAUUCAACAACGAGGGUGGCUGGCUGCGUCAGCUGCUCGAAGUCAAGCAAGGAGACGUUGGAGCAGUCCUCGAGUGGCUCAACCCUCGCCCCAAAUGAAGCAUUCUCCGCUUCACUAAAAUUCCAGGGAAUCAAUGAGUGGUUGGAGUGUGAUGUCCGAGCAUAUUUUAUUACAAUUAUGAUCAUUAUUGGUGCAGAGCAGCAGUUAUGCCCAAGUUCUUACACUAUUCAUGUGUGCGUUUUUUGUUCAACAAAGUAGCUUAUGUCACCCCCUUAUGAUAACCUUGAGCACAUGUACCAGCGUUGGCUUCAUGUAGCAUCAGAGGACCAGACCCUUACUUAAUUUCCUUGGACAACUUAUUUACAUAGGCAGCAGUAAUUUGCAACAACGGGACCAAGUAUUAAGUGUUGGUUGCAACUAUUUUUUGCAGAGCAUCUUUUACAUUCCUAAAAACACGGAAGCUUAUAAGACAUGAUGAAUAACUGCACAGCGCAGAAGGAUUCCGUUCGCAAUGUGCCUCACAAGACAGGCUGUCCGCACCAGCCAAUACGUUGAAAAAAAAACGCAUAUAGAGCUGUGCUCAAAUUUCGCAUUGGGGAGUAUCGUAAUCAUAAGUUAAUUUGUUUGCCUGUCCUCGUUCUUUGGCGCUGUACAGCUGUUUCGUUUUUUAUAACUUCGCUGUGAUUCUCUUAAGUCCUAGUGAAACUUUGGCCAGUACUUUCCCAAGCGUUUAUCAUCAAGGUUGCUGCAGCAGUGCUUGCAGCAUAGUAUGUCAUUAUGUAGGGACUGCUCUGAACUGCACAUGUAAUGAUUAAGUGCAAAUAAAAGUGUUUUCCAUUCAAA
This is a messenger RNA of Dermacentor albipictus, 2264 nucleotides long. Its product is annotated as sequestosome-1-like. Gene Ontology annotation, molecular function: protein kinase C binding; zinc ion binding; K63-linked polyubiquitin modification-dependent protein binding. The record is from RefSeq and is a predicted model, not a curated record. Gene Ontology annotation, cellular component: aggresome; amphisome. Lineage: Eukaryota; Metazoa; Arthropoda; Arachnida; Ixodida; Ixodidae. Gene Ontology annotation, biological process: endosome organization; aggrephagy; mitophagy.